Molecule: messenger RNA, 6138 nt
Organism: Haplochromis burtoni (Burton's mouthbrooder)
Lineage: Eukaryota; Metazoa; Chordata; Actinopteri; Cichliformes; Cichlidae
Gene: fbrsl1
Product: fibrosin-like 1
Exons: 20
Coding region: 1075-4935 (1286 amino acids)
Source: RefSeq, a predicted model, not a curated record
GAAAUACGUCAGUUAUGUGGGUUCUCUGAAGCUUGACUGCGUAUCUUAAUUUCGGAUGAAGGGAAUGAGAGAUAGAGAGGGGAGGGGGCAGAGAGAGAGAGAUUUUAAUCACUCCUGUCGCUUUAAGGACACUUAUCAAAGCCUUAUUAUGCGAACAGAAAAUACCAGGAGCCACUGAGCAACUGAGGGACGGACUGGAGUGGAGGUUUGUAGGGAAACUCAACGUUAUCUAAACUGGAAUAGACCGCUUCGUUGCCCUAUGGAGUUUGGAUGUCUGUCUUAUCCGGACGGCUCGGGUCAUUUAGGAAACACUGCGCAUAGCCUAAGUAGCUCUCAGACUUCGGAUCCUUUGCUUCUGAAGCGCAGAGCGGAGAGGAAUAUGGCUUAAAAGUCAACGCGUAGUCCUCGGGAUUAUUCUCUCAUUCGACAGCUUCUAUCGACACGUUUACCAGGCGUUUAUUAUCAGCAUUAUCUCGGACGGAUACUGUCCCGAUACUGUCUCUCUCUCUCUUUUUUUCUUGCCAGACUUGGAUCAUGGAUUGGGGUGGUGGAAAACAACAACGGGCAGCGACAUGAUUUCUCUGCGCUGUCUGCAGUAUGCUGCGAGCUCCCGCUUUGAACGCCGCUCGUUAUUACUGAGAUGCCACAAAAGUUACGAGACGAGUGCAGUGCGCGGAUUUUGAGCGUUUCGCCGUUUUUUUGCACCUGCUUUAGCGGCCAGCGCGUCGACACGGCGCAGAUUCGUGACAGAAUAGCGUGCGGAUCCGCGUCGCUUCGCUCACUCUCACCCAGUCGCUCGCCUGCGCGGGGAUACUUGGAACGUUUGCUUAUCGUAAUGGAGAUUGGCGAGGUUUAUACUCAAGGUCAUCCACUGUUGUGAGGCUACGGUCGCCUCGUUAUUUACAGAGCCCUGCACGCAGCGCUGUCUCCACGUUAUAGCGCAGCGCAGGCUACGAUCCUCAGUCCGGUGUGUGUGUCUGCGUGUGCGUGCGUGCGCGUGUGUUAUUUGAUAUUGCGCGAGCUGUGGAGUAAUAUUGCUGUUUCUUUCGGACUCUGGGAGAAUUCUCUGACAGCAUGGAUGGGAAACUGAAGCAGGGUCGGAGAUGUCGAUCCAAGCGGGAGAGAGUGCGGAGGUUGCGGGAGGCUGGGAGCAGAGACGCCCGCAGCCCCGACCCCAACUCCUCCUGCUCCGACAGGGAGGGACACAGUCCGGGGAGGGACGCCGCCUCCCUGCCCGGUAAAAAAGCUCCGCACCCCGCGGCCGCCGCCAGAGUCUCGCGCCCCCCGCGGCGAAAGAGACGAGAGUCCAGCUCGCAGGAGGAGGACAUCAUUGAUGGAUUUGCUAUCGCCAGCUUCAUCAGCCUGGACCGUCUGGAGAAGAAGAGUGGAGUUGUGAAGACGCAAGAGAAGAAGGAGAGGUGGAAGGAGAAAAAGGUGGCAAAGCGUCAGAAGAAGGAGGACGAGGAGGUGGAGGAGGAAGAGGAGAAUGUUCAGCCAGUGGUGGAUCCCCUGGAGAACGGCUUCCUUCAUCACGCCCAGCGGGAGCAGGAGAGGAUGAAUGAGAGGCUGCUGAAGAAGACUUACUCCAAGAAGAACAAAAUGAUCAAACCUUUGGCUCUUCAUCCAGUCAAAGUUGGCGAGGACGAGACUGAACUCAGUCGACCACACAGGAGCAACUCCAAAGAGCAGCUCAGUGAGAGUUCCACUCACUCGCUGUCAGGCCGUGGCUACUCGGUGCAGCAUGCAGCAGUGGCCCUCCUCAAGUGUGACAGCGAGAGUGACAUUGACGACAAGGUGUCUGAUGUAGGAUCAGAGAAGCUCUUUUCCCCUACCACACCCAAAGGUGUGCCAACGAAUGAGAGUCCUGAGUCCAAGACUUGUAGCUCAGCCAAAGUCUCCGGUCUCCAGCGCAGCCAGGAGCAGAGCAACAGUGAGGUGCCCUUUGCACCUCCCGUGUCCAGCCCCACCCCGGCUUCGGCACCUACGGGCUCCCCUGCCCCUGCUGCAGCGGCGGCACCCUCAGAGCCUCCUAGGUUACGGCUUCCCACCCCGCCUCCUCUCAGUGUUAAAAAGGAGCUGCAACUUCCACCGCCCGUCCCUACACCUCCCCUGUUGAGGGCACCGCCCCACCCCCACCCCCACCCUCCUCACCCACACUCGCACCAGGAGCCUCGUGUUCUGUCCCGACAGCACCACGCACGGCCAGUGCACCACCCGUUGCCGUACAGCAGCCUCCACGAAAUCAGCCACAGCAGCAGUCCAGUGGGUCUUCCCAAACAGCAUUUACCCCCAUCCCCUCACCACCACCUGAGUGGGCUUCCGUCCUCGGCCCCUGCAUUGCCUCUCUCCAUAGCCAACCUUUCUACCUCGCACUAUUCCUCCCUACGGAGCCCAGCCCAUCGCCAUUCGGCCAUGUUUGCAACCCCAGCCACACUGCCGCCGCCACCGACCUUACCGACCAACAGUUUAGUGGUGCCCGGGCACCCCGCCGGCACCCCCUACCCAGAGCAUGACCUCCUGAGGCAGGAGCUGAACAACCGUUUCCUGGUUCAGAGUUCAGAGCGGGGCCGGGGGCCGUCCGCUUCGCCGUUGGCCCCUGUGUCACUCCUGAGGGCCGAGUUUCACCAACACCAGCACAUGCACCAGCACCAACACACCCACCAGCACACCUUCACGCCCUUCCCCGCAAGUCUGCCCCCGGCCGCCAUCCUCACCCCGCCCACCGCACCCCCCAUGGUGCGUACCCAAGCCAGAAAUUUCGACAAAUAUGGCCCCAAACUGGACAAUCCAUUCAUCAGACACUCAAAUUUCUUCCCCUCCUACCCCCCAACCAUGCCAGGCAUGCCCCCGCUGCUCCCACACUCAGGACCCUUCAGCUCGCUGCAAGGAGCCUUCCAGCCCAAGGCAUCCAAUCCCAUCGAUGUAGCAGCACGUCCUGGAGCAGUGCCUCAUACACUUCUGCAGAAGGACCCACGGAUAACAGAUCCAUUCAGGACAUCUGUUAGGAAACCUGGCAAGUGGUGUGCAGUGCAUGUCCAGAUCGCAUGGCAGAUCUACCACCACCAGCAGAAAAUGAAGCAAAUGCAGCUGGACCCUCACAAACUUGACAUGAAUGGGAAGCUGGACCUGUUUAGUCGACCCCCUGCACCAGGAGUCUUCCCAGGGUUCCCGUACCCUCACGAUCUGGCACGACCCCUCUUCCCCUCCACAGGCUCUGGACACCCCCCUCCGUCUCCAUACGGCCCCCCCUCCCACCCCAGUGGAUUCCUGCCUCCUAGCCAUUUGGCAGGUAAGUAUCCUUUCAGUCGCUCCAGUUCCUUUGGCGGCCUCGGCAACCUUUCAAGCAGUGCCUUCGGAGGAUUAGGCAACCCCUCGCUUGGGUCCAACAGCAUGUUUGGCACCAAGGAGGGGCCGGGAGGACUGCCCACAUUUGGCAGCCCCCACCACGACACCUGGAACCGACUUCGACGAACCCCGCCGUCGUUCCCCACCCCGCCGCAGUGGCCCAAAACCGCAGAUGCUGAGAGAAGCAGCUCCGCCAACAGCCACGAGAGAGAGCGAGAGAGGGAACGGGAAAGAGAGAGGGAGCGAGAGAAAAGAGACUCGUCGAUUGGCAAAGAGGAGAAAGAUAAAGACCGGGAUUCUGUGGAUCGCAACCGCCACUCCAACCGCUCGUCUCCGGCCUCUGCACCAGUCAGCUACCAGAUCAGCAGCCUGAUUCGCUCCAGCAGCCAGAACUCGAGCGAUUCAGGUCGGCAUCACAGCGGCAGCGUAGACAGGGUCCGCGAGGCAGAGAAGGAGCUACUGGAGCGACACAGAGAGUCUUCCGCACUGGCUGAUGUGAAGGUGAAGGAGAGUCGCUCACCGGGCAAGGAGAUGCUAGAGAGAAGACCCUCAGAAGACUCCAUCAAACCCACUCAGCGUUCCCCUUCCCCCUACUCUAAGACAAUGAUCAAUGAGCAGGGCAUCAAGAUGGCAGGCGGGCCUCUGUCUACGCUCAAGGACAGCGAGAGGAAGGAGCCCCCACCUGCAGAGCUCCUCCAUAAGGUGAAAAAUGACAUGAAGAUUAAGGAGGAGAGGAAGGAGGAGCAGGAGGUCAUGGUGGUUAGUUCGGAGCCGGCCCCCCAGCCACCGGCCCAAGCUCUUCCUACUCCCGUCAGCCAACCAGGAAACCCGCACCACCACCAUCCACCUUUGUCCCAGCAGCCCCCACUUCCUUCACCGCGUGGUAGUGACAUCUCAGCACCUGGCCUGCAUGGUGUCCCCAUGGCGCAUUCUCUGCCUCUUUCCAUGAGCGCCAUGCCUCAGAUGGGCAGCCUCAACGUGCUAGACCGGGCUCGCAUGGCUCCCUUCAUGGGAGCACUUGCAGGAAGAGAGCGCCUGCCGCACACAGCCUUUCCCUGGGAUCCGCUCAGAGAGGCCUACCGCAGCCUGGAUCUGCAACGCCGCAUGGACUUCCAGCUCAGGCCUGAGCCGGGGCAUCGUUUCCCCAGCAUGUACGAACAGGAGCGAGCCUACCGCGAAAGGGAGGCUCAUGACUACUCCCACCACGAGCACCUGUUGGAGGUACGCAGGGAGCACGAGAGAAUGCGACAGCAAGCCGAGGAGCGAGAGCGCCUCCACCUGAGGGAGGAGCUGGACAGAGCACGGCUUCAUCAGCUGCACCAGUCCCCAAUGGAGGGUCAUCUACCACACAUGCCCCCCUUUAUGCCCCACCUAGGCGGCAUGCCCUACCCCAGACUCAGCCCCUCCACAGGACACAAUGGCCCUCUGAACAGAACACCCCCUACCGCCGCACUUAGCGCACCCCCACCCCUUGUGCCAGCUGGCAGUGCCAGGCCAGCCUCGCCCCGGAGGACUACCCCCCUCACAACCACCCAGGACCCACGGGACUACUCCCCAUCACGUAACCCCAAAGAGGUAGAGGCUCGGUAGCUUCUUGGAAAAGUGCAAAAAUGUCUUACAGGGCGCUUUCACACGCCCCCGCUCCUCUAAUCUGAAAGCUUGUUGUAAACAAAAUGCACUGCUCUUCUCCACCAGAGAAGAGCAAAAGUCCCUAAGGGAAAGGGUAUGAUUGUACAAAUUAAAGGUGUGUAAGGCUAAUUAAGCACAUGCCAUGACUUUAUUUUUAGUGGACUGGAGGUCGAAUAGCGUCGGUAAAGAGAACAUAAAUAUGUGUAUGUUUAUUGCCGACUUAAAUAUUUGAUAAUUAUUAAUAUAUUAAUCCAAUACCUUUUUUUCAACUUUGUGCAAAAUAGAGGUCCUCAAAUGAGUUUGUACAUUUCCUAUCCUUGUUCCAUGUAUAGAUAUCAUUUCUAUGAAUUUUAUGUAUUUUGUGCAUUAGUCACGCCUUUUACAAUAUUUAUCCCAGUUGAUUGUGAGACAUAUCCCUUAUGACCCACUGUAAAGACUGGAUUUUGGUUUCAGUAACUUAACCUCAUGGUACCAGGAUAUCCUCAGUGAUGACAAUGUACAAUGCUACAUUACCGAUUUGUUCUGUUCAAUUGUUUUGCCUUUGAGAUAUGCAGAUAAAUAUAUAUUAUGAGGUCUUUGUUGAGUCUCUGUAAAGAAAACAGAUGUAAAUAACUUGUUGCUAUUCCUUCGCUGCAAGUUUACCAUGUAAAUUUAUUAGGCUUUUUAACCAUUUCUAGAAAAACAAAAUCAAAACGAAACACGGGAAAAUCACCUGCCUGCUGAAUAUUGCGGAGAGAGACAAGUGUGGCCGACGGACGGGAAGUACGAAGAGAGGGUGUUGUAAGGAGGCCUAAACGGAUCAUCUGCAAUCUAUGCAAAGCAGCACACAGCACCCUGCAGAAGAAAUCACCUGGAGGGAAAAGACGAUACCGGUGAUACUGAGAGCAACCUGGAUUUAACACCUGUUUAUAUUUACAAAUGAAAUAACGACUAAAUAAUUCAAAGACUUCCAAGUCACAAACUGGACCAGCCCCAGAUAGAAAAAUGAGGACACUGUUUAGUGGGCGGCAAAAGGACUCUCUCUGUCAACCUUGUGGUGUUGUGCAGUUGUUUUUCUUAGACUCUUGUAUACAAAACAAGUAGAGUUUUAGGCGUGCAAAAAAAAAUGAAAAUGAACAUUCAUGGUUUAAAACGUACGGAAUAAAGUUUGGACCUAAUGUCAAA